This is a messenger RNA of Prunus armeniaca (apricot), 1005 nucleotides long. The record is from the annotation of a GenBank genome assembly. Lineage: Eukaryota; Viridiplantae; Streptophyta; Magnoliopsida; Rosales; Rosaceae.
AUGGCUCCCACAAGUAAAGCUGAUAAGAAGGCGGCAGAUGCAGCCGCAUGGAUGUUCAAUGUUGUAACAUCUGUUGGGAUCAUAAUUGUCAAUAAAGCUCUAAUGGCAACAUAUGGCUUCAGUUUUGCUACAACAUUAACUGGUUUGCACUUUGCUACAACAACUUUGAUGACGGUUGUUCUAAGGUGGCUGGGAUACAUUCAACCUUCUCAUCUACCAGUCUCUGAGCUUCUGAAAUUUAUGAUCUUUGCUAACUUCUCUAUUGUUGGAAUGAACGUUAGUCUAAUGUGGAACUCAGUGGGAUUCUAUCAGAUCGCAAAGCUGAGUAUGAUCCCUGUAUCAUGUUUACUGGAAGUUGUUCUUGACAAGAUUCGUUACUCAAGAGACACGAAGUUGAGCAUAGGAGUUGUUCUCUUGGGAGUUGGUGUUUGCACUGUCACUGAUGUGAGUGUCAAUGCCAAGGGCUUCAUUGCUGCCUUUAUAGCUGUAUGGAGCACUUCGCUACAACAGUAUUAUGUGCACUUUCUUCAACGGAAAUAUUCACUUGGUUCUUUCAGUCUGUUGGGACAUACUGCUCCAGCUCAGGCUGGAUCUCUUCUGUUACUAGGCCCCUUCCUUGACUAUUGGUUGACAAGUAAGAGAGUUGAUGCCUAUGACUAUAACUUUACAUCUCUGAUGUUUAUAUUUCUUUCAUGCACAAUCGCAGUAGGCACCAAUCUCAGCCAGUUCAUCUGUAUUGGAAGAUUUACUGCUGUCUCCUUCCAAGUACUUGGACAUAUGAAGACAAUUCUUGUUUUGAUCAUGGGGUUCUUUUUCUUUGGAAAGGAGGGUCUGAAUCUGCAUGUUGUUUUGGGAAUGAUCAUAGCUGUUGUUGGGAUGAUUUGGUAUGGCAAUGCCUCAUCUAAGCCCGGUGGAAAGGAGCGCUGGAGCCACGCUCUCCCUACAAGCAGGCAGCAAAAACACAGUGGUUUUCCUGAAUCUACCGAACAUGAUGGAAAAGUUUAA